UCGCCUCUGUCGCAGAGACAGUCGAGCUGUCAUGUCACUAUCUGGCACAGACACGCCGCCGCGUGCUCAUAGAGGAGGACUGCUAGCAGCCCGGUGUGCGCAUGCGCUCCCUCAAGCACCCCGCGCCUUCUGCAGCCGCAGCUGAAAGUCUCGGUCCGGCGCUGCUCCUCCUGGCAAAGCAUCACGUUUGUUCACCACCGAAGCAGUUUCCCCAGAGAGCCUGCGCCUUGCACGGCCAGAUGUCAGCCGAGCUGCUCCAUCCUCUCUGCCUUUGUGGACCCUCUUUGACUGCACGCAGCUCCGCUCCUGUUGUGGCUGGAAGGAAGCUCCUGUCUUCUCCUACAGGCCUGCCCCCGCCUCAGAGAUGCUUGGGUUACAGGGAAGCUCUACAUCCCCUAAAGUGUACCGUUGUGUGGCGUGUUCAGCCACCUUCAGUGGGCUGGCCUCUUUGUUAGUACAUCAAGCAACCCACGCAAAUACACUCCAUAAGGUGUCCGCCCCUCCUGGCGGCCAGAACGAACCUCCCUUUCAAAGCACAGACUCGGCCAGCGAGCACCCAGCCCCGCCCGCUGUCCUGCCCGAGAGCCCUUCGUCUUCUUUUUAUAUUUGUGACUGUGGAGAGGAGUUUCUGGACUUUGAUCUAAUGCUGGAGCACAAACGCUCCCAUGCCUCUCAAAUGCAGCCUUCAGAAGAUCCCCACGUCCAUCCCAGUGAAGCAGGCGGCGAUGAGGUUGUGCCCACGCCCGAUGAGUCAUUUGCUCCUGUGAGCCAAGCAGGCUUGGUCCUCAGCUGCCCCUUUACUUCCAAAUCUCCCGAUGCUGAAGGGCUCGCAUUAAAUGCCCAUAAAGGUGAUGUGGCCUUGGAGGAUGGUGUUGCUAUGGAAACCCCUCCUCAAGGCCAGUGUUUAACCCCUGAAGAUGUCAAAGAGGAACGACUGGAGGAUGUCAGCAUCUCUUUGGAGCAAACGCCGGAGGCUGCGGAGGAACGAUUCCAGGAGACGGAAGAUCAUGUAGAUCUGAAUGAAAAGGGUGAACAUUUACCUAAAACUGACGUUCUAAUGAAACUGCUGGCGUCAGCUUACACCAACCGCUUUCCACCUCCACCGUCACCAACUGAUGAUCAAAACGACACGGAUGUUACUCUGAAAGAAGAAGAUGUGCCAAUCGACAUCAUGCCCCACAAGAAAGCAGAUGUGUCUCAGGUGAACGACCUGUCCAUUGCCCAACUGAAGCGCCUGCUGACAAAACCUGGAGUAAGGACCAAAUCCCCCUCCAUUAGUACUGUUCUAGGCAUGAGUAGGAAGAAAAUCGUUUCCCUAACAAAGACUUUUUCCCCCGUCGUGAUCCUGGAGACCCGACAGAAGCUCAUGGAUUCAUUUAACAAAGGCACAUACGGUAGAUACCAAUGCGGUCGCUGCCGCAGAGUUUUUAGCAACAUAGACCGACUGACAGAGCACCACUUCCUGCACAAAAAAGAACGCAUUAAAUGCUGCCGCCGCUGCAAACAGCUGAUCAUCGGGCGCCUGCCACUGCCCAAGAACCACGUCUGCCCUCAGAUGGCGAACAGAACCAACCAGGGCUCCAACUCUCUAAAAAACAAAUUCUUUUCUGCUCCUAGAAAGGUGCCGCUCCAUAGUCUAAACAACGCAAAGAAGGUUUUCUACUGUCCGCAGUGCAAACACAGCUACGCCCGCAGGUGGAACCUCAAAACACACAGGUGUCAUGCCGACGCCUCGGCCUUGUCCAGGCAGGGUAAUCCUUUCCGUGGAAUGCUGCCUCUUAGGCCAAACGGGAACGGCAAAACUUUCAUGCAUGAAAACGGCUGUCAGGAUUUCAAGAGUGUCGGCAUCGGAACUGAGCUGACGAGCUGCAUCAAGGUUGAGGUGACGUCUCCAACUAUCCAGCAGUCUGACCUUUCACAGGUGCCCUGGGCUCCUCCAGCAAAAGGCUUCUCCCCUUUCCUGACCAAAUCCUCCUUGAUGGAGCAGAACGACAACCUGUCACUGUCUCUACUGCAAGACGGAGCCGAAUCCAGCUGGGGGAAAGACUCUUCAGGCGACGAAGGGAGGUGGACGCUCCCGGGAGAUGAGGGGAUGCGGUCCAGCCACGAGGAGGAGGCCAAGGCGUCCGGCUCAGCAGAACACACAGACGUGGUGUCCCAGGGCCUGCACUAUUUUAUCAGUGACGGUGUGAGGCGGUACCCUUGUAACAGGUGUCACAAGACGUACAGUCGAGCCACCACUCUGAAGCGACACCUGCGGCUGUGUGGGUUCAGGCCCGGUGCGUUCGGGGUUGUCCCGCAGGUCGGUGGUCAGAGUUCUGGUUUGCCAAAUGCCAGCACGGUCAAACUGUUUCCCUGCUUUGUUUGUGGAAAAACCUUCAAUCGCAAGGACAACAUGAUGGUUCACAGGAAAAGGUGUCAGUUGCAGCGAACACUGCAGGACGUGGACAGGGGGUCGGUGCCGCCGAGUUUGCCAGGCGGCGCAGGAACAGACCGCCUGCCCCAGCAGGACGAGGGAGGAAACUGGGGCAUCGUGGGCCUGCCGUCUGUUCUUCCAAGGAGGGUGACAUGUGAGUGCGGGGCCAGCUUUACAUCUCCAAAGCUUCUGGUGGAGCAUCUGCAGAAGCACGCGCAGGAAACGUACACGUGCCCGACGUGCGGAGAGACUGUUAAGUCAUGGGCUGACUAUGAAGUUCAUCUGCAGAUCCACAUGCGGUCUCGUCACCAGCUUCUGAAGGGAAUACAGCCCCCACGGACCCACCCUCUUCUGCUCCGAUUCCAGCCCCAACCAGCGGAGCGUAACCCACAGAAGCACCCACAGCAGCUUCUCCAUCCCGGAAAAAAGCAGCGCAUUGUCUGCACCAGAUGCGGAAACAGCUUUGCGACUCGCUGUUCCCUCCGAAGGCACCUCUCCUGGAACCGCUGCAAAGGCGUGCGGGCCACAAACCCACCUACACCCAAAACCUUCAAAUGCUCACACUGCAACACCGACUUCCCCAACACCAUCAGCCUCCUCUUCCACCAGAGGAGCGGAGCCUGCAAACCCGUCAUCAAGCCAGUCCGCUGCCCCGUUUGCCUUCGCUGGUUUGGGACUAUGGAGAGUCUGGAGAAGCACCUGCUCACCCACAAGCAGACCGAAUCGUACCGCUGCGACGUGUGCCAGGGCACGUACCCAAACCUCAAGUCCCUGAAGAACCACCGGCGGAGGAUCCAUCGCAUCAUGGCUGGAGACACGAGGCCCAAAACGCCAGAACUGCUACCCUCCUAACGCCGCCUCAUUUUAAUACAGAUACGCCAUUUUAAUUAUCCUCUCUACUUUCCAAAUUAUGUAUAUGAUCUGCUUUUAUACUUAGGAAGUUAGUCAUAGAAACAGUUUUGUUUUAACUGAGCUUACAGGAGUCAUUUUAGUCAGCUAUGUCCAAAUCAGAACAUGACUUGAUGUACACAUUUUUUUCCAAAAAAAUUAACUUUAUUUCUUUGCCUUGUUAGCCUGUAAAUUGUUUAGUAAUGAAAGUUAUUCAACAAAAUGUUGAUGUAGCUUGAUGUUGUUCCCUGUGGUAAUAAAACAGCUUGUUGACAGUCA
Messenger RNA from Oryzias melastigma (Indian medaka), 3583 nucleotides. Its product is annotated as zinc finger protein 616. The transcript is spliced from 2 exons. Bases 365 to 3268 code for a protein of 967 amino acids. The record is from RefSeq and is a predicted model, not a curated record. NCBI's taxonomy places the organism in Eukaryota, Metazoa, Chordata, Actinopteri, Beloniformes, Adrianichthyidae.